Apis cerana (Asiatic honeybee) is the source of this 3167-nucleotide messenger RNA. RefSeq names its product yellow-e3 (gene Y-e3). Gene Ontology annotation, cellular component: extracellular region. The record is from RefSeq and is a predicted model, not a curated record. Lineage: Eukaryota; Metazoa; Arthropoda; Insecta; Hymenoptera; Apidae.
UACAACUCGGUUACGUGACCGUGACUAAAGAGACCGCGACACUCAAAGGAAUUCUCUCUCGAUUCGUUCGAUCUUUGUUUUGACUUGAUUCACGAUCAUCGGCUCAGUCGAUGAUCGAACGUGGUGGCGCGAGCAUCGCGAUUGAAAAGUGAAUUUAUCUCUGUUCUAAGACUUAGUGAAAACUUUUCAAUUUUAUUAUCAAAUUUCUCGUAGAAUUUAUUUUCUUAAAUUCGAAAUUUAGAAAAGAAGAUUAAUAAUAAUAUAAUAUUAAUUAUGAAAUUAAUGGAAUAAUUAUAAGGAAAAUUGUGAUAAUCUUGAAACAUUUUGGAAUAUUGCCAAAGAAUUAUAUUUAUAUCUUAUAAAGGAAUUUAAAUUGUUAUUUCUUUUUAUUCAUUUUUCAAGUUCAUUUUUUGGAAGAGAAGAAUUUUAAUCGAUAAUUGAAAAAUAGAAGAAACAAUUUUUAAAAUUAAUCAAAAAAAAAAUUAAUUUUAAUUUCGAAAAUAAUCACAAAAAGAAAGAUAAUAAUACAAUUACGAGGUAAGAAGCGUGAAAAUCUCGGUGGAACGAUUCAAAACCGGAUAUAAUCGCACUGUUAACAACUUUGGUGGUGAAAGUUCUGGCGAGUGACACCGAAAAGAGAUCAUAUCCGCGACAAAACGAGCGACAAGGACAGGGGUGAAGGAAGUGACUUACCCUAUUUCACAAUCUGGAGAUGAGACAAUUUUAUUUCUCGGUCAUCUUAUUCCUUUUGGCAAUUGCUGAUUCACAAGCACAAGAAAAACUGAAGAACAUCUACUCAUGGAAAGCGUUGGAAUUUGCCUUUCCAAACGAAUUUGCCAAAUUAGCUGCCAUUAAAAGUGGAUCUUAUAUUCCUGGCGUUUCGCUCCCCAUCGAUGUUGAUGUCUAUAACACAGAACGACAAUCGACGGUGUUUGUGGCCAUUCCAAGGAUUCAAGAUGGCGUGCCCUUAACUUUAGGUUAUGUCACCAAAGAAGUAUCAGUGGAUGGGAAUCCAUUGAUAGCCCCGUAUCCAAGUUGGAGUUACAAUGACGUGAAAUAUUGUGAUGGAUUGACCAGCGUGUAUAGAAUGCAGGUAGACAAAUGUGGAAGAUUAUGGGUUCUUGACACAGGAAUAUUAGGAGAAAAACAAACGUGUCGGCCAAAGAUUCAUGUUUUUUCUUUACAUGACAAUAAAUUAAUCACCAUGUACAGAUUCCCCCAGAAUCAGUUCAAAGACAGCUCUCUAUUCGUCACUAUAGCUGUAGAUGUUCGAGAUACAGAAGACAAAUGUAAAGACACGUUUGCUUAUAUUGCUGACGUGACAGGAUUCGCAUUACUCGUCUAUGAUUUCCGAAAUUCAAGAUCGUGGAAGAUCACCAAUAAUCUAUUCUAUCCGUAUCCACCGUAUGGCACGUUUAACAUCAAAGGUGACACGUUCGAUUUGAUGGAUGGAAUCCUUGGUCUCGCCUUGGGGCCUAUUCGUAACAAUGACAGGAUACUUUAUUUUCAUUCGUUGGCCAGUAGAAUCGAAUCAUGGGUUCAUACUUCUGUGAUCAGAAAUUACACUCUUUUCAAUGAGAAUUCCGAGGCCGCGGCAAGAUCAUUCGUAGCAUUCUCGAUCGAAAGAUCUUCACAGUCUGUCGCCGAGGUUAUGGAUCGUAAUGGAGUGCUUUUCUUCGGAUUGUUAUCUGAUCUAGCGAUUGGAUGCUGGAACAGCGAGCAUUUUUUCGAAUACGGAGGAAAUAAUAUCGAGAUAAUCGUAAAAGAUCCAGAGACAUUGCAGUUUCCGUCUGGCAUGAAGAUCAUAUCAUCCAAAAAAGGUAUACAAGAAUUGUGGGUUUUCACAAUAUCAUUUCAAAAGUAUAUGACUGGUACUUUGAAUUCGAAUGAAACCAACUUCAGAAUCCAGGCUGGACUUGUGGAUGAAUUGGUUCGUGGCACCAAAUGUGACGUAUCUCUCUUAGGUCGCUUUAUACCAUCUCAAUGAAAAUCAUUGCGCCACGAGCAAUUCUCCAAUCACCAUUAUUAUAGUUCCUGGCCGUCGUGGCGGUACUCGAUCUUCAAGAGUACACCAUUUUUUAUAAACGAUUACUUCGAAUCGUAUUAUUCUCGAAACUAUUUUAGGAAUCAUCAUUAUCAUUAUCAUAGUUAUUUGCAAAAUCCUUUUAAUAUUAAAACCGCAAAUACGUAUUCUUCGUGGAUCAGUAACGAAAGAUUUUAAGAUUAUUUGGAAAAAUUCAAAUUAAAGUGAAAGAUGAAUAAAAUUGUGAUUGUCAUAUCAGUUAGAAAAGAAGUAAUUAUUUUAAAACAAAAUAUCGAUUGAGAAAUGAAUUUUUAUUGCUCGUGGUGCUGUAGACAUUUUUAUAUUUUUACAAAGAUUAAAUAUUUUUUACAAAUUUAUUUCAAAAUGGCGGAAUGAAAUAAAAAAAUGACCAUGAGGAUUGUAUUAUUGACUUAUUUAUCAUAUUAUUUAUUUACUGAUAUUUAUUAAAUUACUUUAUUUAUUUGAUUAUAAAAUAUUUUAUUUUUAGUUUUUUUACUUUUACUAAUUAUUAUUAUUAUUAAAAUUUGAAAUAGAAUUUUGAUAAAAUAAAAAUAAUCUAAACAAGUGUCGAAUAAAUUCAAUAAUUAAGAAUUAAGAAGAAUUAAUGAAAUUUGAUAAAGACAUUGUUAUAAAAAUAAAAAAAAACAUACAUAGAAUAAAAAAUAUUUUGAUCAGAAAUAAAAAGAAGAGAUAGAAGUUUAUUAUAUAAAAUGCAAAUAAAAUAAAAAUAAAAAAUAAAAUAUAAAACAAAAUAAUGUAUAAUUCAUGAAAUUUUAGGACAAGAAUAAGUUUUUUAGAAAAUAAUUUGGUAAAAUAUGUUGAAAACAUUUUUUAAUCUGAUGAGAUAAUAUUGUUAAAAUAAAAAGAAAAAAACGUGUCAAGUAUGCAAUCCCGUUUAUCAUAUUUUAAACAUUUUUAUUAAAUUUAAAAUUUAUUUUUACAAUAAUGUUAAAAUAAAUAUAAGAAGAAGAAAAAUAUUUUUUCAAAUUAUUUAAUUUAAUAGUACUUAUUAUAUAAGAUAUAAAUGGAAAUAAAAAAAAACAAUCUUUUUUUAAACACUUUUUAUAACAUUUAUUUGUACAACUUGACAUAUAUAAAUAAACCUUAUAUAAAAUUAUAUAAA